UCGUAGGUUUCCUCGCUGUCCUUCCUGCGCUGGAUCUCUGAUGCAACCGUGUUUGUUAUGGUGAAGGAUCACUGGAUUCUGCGUCCUUAAAUGAGUGUUUUUGAUCUGUUUCGUGGGUUUUUCGGGGUUCCCGGUGGUCAUUAUCGUGGUGAUGGCCGCAGGGACCCCUUCUUUGAUGGUAUGAUUCAUGAAGAUGAUGAAGACGAGGACGAUGACAAUGGAUUUCACCACGAUUACUUUAAUAGGCCCCGUAGGGACCCGUUUGAUGAUGCCUUUAGAUUUGGUUUCAGUUUUGGGCCUGGUGGGAUGCGCUUCGAGGAACCUGAGCUGUUCGGCCAGAUCUUCAGGGACAUGGAGGAGAUCUUUGCCGGUCUAGGCCGCUUUGAUGAGCACCAUGGCUUUGGACACAGGGGUGCCCCACCAGUAGAAGCUCCGCCUCAGGAAGGUGCAGAGAAAGGCAGGGGUCGGGCAGGAAGUAGUAACCCGAUUAGAGAUUUCAUGUUGAAGUCUCCUGACAGUUCACCCGACACACCAGCCCUCCCUCCCCCCUCUGGGGCACCAAAGGACAGGGAUUCUUCUUCUCCACAGGAUCCCAGCAGCCACUUUCCUCAGUGGAGACCCUUCUCAAAGUUUCAUGAUUUUUGGAAAGAUGGCCUAUUAAGACCAAAAGAGGUAGAGAAAAAAGAGGAUGGAGAUCUGGACUCACAGGUGUCUUCAGGUGGUCUGGAUCAGAUCUUGACUCCAGCGCCUUCACAGCCUAAGAUAAGGUCAACUUUUAAGUCUGUCAGCGUUACCAAGGUGGUCAGACCAGAUGGAACUGUAGAAGAAAGGCGAACAGUCAGAGAUGGUGAAGGUAAUGAAGAGACUACAGUGACCAUCUCUGGUCCAAGUGGCCGAGAUGGGCCGCAAGAUCAGUCUGGUCCUCUCAUGCCAGGUGGGUUGAACCCCUCUACUGACAUGCAGGAUGAUUUCUCAGUGUUUUCGAAGUUCUUCAGAGGCUGAAGAAGCUCUGGACACAAACCCAAGCACGAUCUCUUUUCAUCCUUUCCCAGCAAACCCACCAAAUGCAAGCUACAAUAAUAUUUAGUUGAUUUUACAUUGUUCAGUCUGAUUGAAUUGUUCCGUGUGAAUGUGGAGAUCCAGUCUUGAUUAUAUGAGUGAAUAAUUAUUUGCAGCCACAAAAUGACCCUAAUAAAGUUGCCUACUCUUUUACUUUUCAAUCAAAUCUGAUUAAGAGUAGUUUAAGAAUUAUAUUAACAUCUCAGACCUUUAGGUUAGUUGUUGAUGCUGCAGUAUUUUGAAAAGAACUGACUGCCACAAUUUUAGUUUGUUGGUAAAGAAGAGCUGAUUGGAUUCGCAGAUGAUACUGCCGAUAAUAAGCCAGAGUUUAAUAUAUUUAUAAAUUGUAUUUUCAAUGGUGUUAUCACUGUGUAACAUAAAGAAAAGAAUUUAAGAUCUGCCUUGUUUUUUCUUUUGUUUUCAAUUAUUGUUUUAAGUAACAUCUGUGUGCACAAGUAGUUGCUUUACUUUGAGAACAGGUCAGUUUAAAAGUGACGAACAGUUCAUUCAGCUGUUUUUACGGUGUGUCAAAAUCCUAAAAAUGCAAUGCUUUUCUUGUAAAAUGUGAACUGAACAAAGCCAAGCAUAACUAGUCAGCCUGGAUUUAACCUAUUCAAAGAGUAACAAGCAUACUGAGUUUUGUGAUGAAAUGAAACU
This is a messenger RNA of Sinocyclocheilus anshuiensis, 1716 nucleotides long. RefSeq names its product HCLS1-associated protein X-1-like. The transcript has 7 exons. Gene Ontology annotation, biological process: negative regulation of apoptotic process; regulation of actin filament polymerization. The record is from RefSeq and is a predicted model, not a curated record. Bases 91 to 1002 code for a protein of 303 amino acids. Lineage: Eukaryota; Metazoa; Chordata; Actinopteri; Cypriniformes; Cyprinidae. Gene Ontology annotation, cellular component: clathrin-coated vesicle; mitochondrion; sarcoplasmic reticulum.